Dioscorea cayenensis subsp. rotundata (Guinea yam) is the source of this 732-nucleotide messenger RNA. RefSeq lists its product as uncharacterized. Bases 1 to 732 code for a protein of 243 amino acids. The record is from RefSeq and is a predicted model, not a curated record. The transcript is spliced from 4 exons. Lineage: Eukaryota; Viridiplantae; Streptophyta; Magnoliopsida; Dioscoreales; Dioscoreaceae.
AUGACUUCGGAUGACAAACCAUUCAAGUUUUAUGGUGCAUUUGCAUCCAUUGGUGCUUAUGGUCUCCCUCAAGUGAAAGCACCACAGUAUAGUUCCAGCUUGAUUUGGCUUGAAAACAGUAUGGACAAACAUCAAUUCAAUAUUUUGUCUGCUGGAUGGAGUGUAGAGCCAAGGUUAUAUGGAGAUAGUCAAACCAGGCUAUCAACUGCAUGGACAAAUGAUGGCUUUCAUGGAACAGGAUGUCAUGAUGUUGUUUGCCCUGGUUUUGUUCAAGUUAGUAGUGAAAUACCUGUUGGGACGCCUAUUGGCCCUCUCUCCAUAAUUCAUGGCCAACAGUAUAGUUUGGACACCUAUAUUUACUUGGAUCAACCAACUAAAAAUUGGUGGCUUAUAUUGGGAAAGGAAAAAAAGGCAAUUGGGUAUUGGCCAAGCAAUAUAUUCAGCACUUUGGGUCAAUAUGCCACACAGCUUCAAUUUGGUGGGGUUGUAGGAUAUUCAGGCACUGACAGACCACCAAUGGGAAGUGGCUUACUGGCUGAACUGGGCGCUGGUUCAGCAUGUUAUUUCAAGAGAGUUCAAUAUGUUAAUGAGCAAAAUCAGUUGCUGGAUUUGAAGCCAAGUGAUACAUUUGAACAUGAAACUUACCCUGAUUGUUAUGAGAUUGGAAAUUAUGUUGAGACUCGAGAUGUUGAAAGAAAUAUGUUCUAUUUUGGUGGUGAUGGACAUUGUUGA